AUGCCGGACAGGACGAGGAGGCAGGAUUUAGGCGGUGUCUUUGCUCGGUGAGGUGCGAGUCACCGCCCUGAAAAAGUCUUUACAAAAAUGGCUUGAAAUUUGGAACCCUCUUAGUCGAAACGUGUCGGACAGUGAGAGACAAUGAGUUCAAUGAGUGCCCUGCACUGAUCUUAACUGGUAUAUGAUGAGAGAAUUUGCUUUAAAUGUGAUGGGUGACGUCCCGCUUGCUUUAUUGAGUGUUUUUUGUUGUUGUUGUUGCCUCGUUCUUGACGUGCGAGAUGUUUGCUGGAAUUUCCUGGCCCGCGUGUGGGAAGAAUUGAACGGAAGGAAACGUCGCUGGCGGACUUUUUCCUGCCGCCUUUACAGCAGCGGCCGAUACGCCUCCCUUCCCGGCAGAAAACGAGAGAUGUCCGAGCCGACUAGAAUAAUAUGGACACGCUUCAGCUUCUACUUCUCCUCAUCGGGACCGCUUUCGUCACACCCGCCGAUCAAACUUGGACCUGGGCUGUUUCUGAAACGACGUGGUCAUCGGCGACGGGGCACCCGAGCGCGGGCCCGGCCCGGACGUGGCGGUCGGGCUUUGGGGACGCGCGGCUCCGCCUCGGGUCGGAGACGGCGCCGAGCGCCUCCGCAAAUCCAGAAAAUACCGGCGUCCUCGCUGCGACCUCCGCUUUCGUCUCUACUCCCGACUCGGCUUCUUCCCGAACUCGCGCCUCCGCUACGGCUGCCGCUCGUGCUUCCGCUCGACCCGCCUCCCCUAAUGCUAGCGCUUUGGCCUCGCGUCUCACCGUCCGCACCGCCGGUCCGACCGCCAUAGACGGCGCCGUGACCGCUUCGGUUCUGGCGUCUGCCUCUUCCGGCGGCACGCCCUCAUCCUCUGCCACUGGUACAAACUCUGUUUCUCUGAAUUCUGCUCACGCCAACCCUCCCGCCUCACCUUUAACAUCAACUUCUGGCACCGGAGCUGCCUACCAAAUCGCUACCGUGACUGCCACCGCUUCUGUUAAAGGGCUCACUGUUCCUGCCGGCAGUCCAGCCUCCCAAAACAGUUCUGUGAAUGCGCCCGCUCCGUUUCUUGCUCCGUUUUCUGCUCCAUCUUCCACUCCGACUUCUGCUCUGUCCUCCGCUCCAUCUUCCGCGUCUUCAUCCGCUCUGACCUACGCUGCAUCCUCUGCUCCAUCUUCCACUCCUUUCCCCGAGCUGACCUCCACCGCACCCUCUGCUCCGCCCUUCGGUCCGGCCUCCGGUCCGUCUUCCGCUCGUUCCCCUGCUCCGUCUUCCGUUCCUUCCUCCAAGCUGACCUCCACUGCAUCCUCCUCUCUGGCCUCUGCUCCAUCUUCCAGUCCGUCCUCAGCUCCAUCUUCUGGUCUGCCAUCGUCUGGUCUGUUCUCCGCUCCAUCCUCUGGUCCUUCCGCCGUUCUGACCUCCGCUGCAUCCUCCGUUCCGGCUUCCAGUCCGUUUACCGUUCCCUCUCCUGCUCCGUCCUCUGCUGUGUUCUCUGCUCCAGCCUCUGCUUCCGCUGCUUCCAGCAGCACGCCCUCCUCCACGCCCGCCUCCCUUGCCAGCAGCACUUCCAUCCGUGUUCUGGAGUCCACUCCCGCUGCCCCUCGGAUCUCGGAUUCUGCCACGGGUCCGGAGUCCCAAAACAACACGAUGGCUCACACGAGUUUUGACAUUUCCGCAACCGGAGCUCCUUACCGGAUCCGUAGCGCGACUGCCUCCACCGCCAAAAGCCUCGGAGGCCCCGCCGCUGGUCUCGCUUCCACUCGGGCCUCUGCUCAUGCCAUUUCCAGCGGCGCGCCCUCCUCCGCUCCCGCUUCCUUUGCCACCGACACUUCCAGCAGCGCUCUGGAGUCCACUCCGUUUUUCACUCCCAGAUCCCCUUUGUUCUCUACGUCCGCCCCCGGUAACGUCUCUCCGAACGGCCCGUGGACCGUGUCCGUUUCGGCCUCCGGUCACGCCGCUUCCACGGGCGCCCCUGCCUCUGUUUCGACCUCCCUGGCCACCGGCUCCCCCGCCAUCGCCCUCGGCUCCGCGCCGUCGUCCGUUCCCGCCCCCGUUCUUCCCACCUCCGCUCGCGCGGCGACGUCCACGAUGGCCCUGACAACGAGCCGGCUCGCAACAACUCCGUCGCGGUCUGACUUGCCGAGUCAUCCCCGCUGCUCGCCGACCUUUGGUCAGAUGAAGGCGGGCGCGACUUGGGUGCUCCUGACGUUCAGCUCGCACCCCCGGUGCCGCAACUUCACGGCGAGGGCGGCGGCCGUAAGGGGCGGAGACAUCAGCACGAGCAACUGUGGUCCCAACUCGACUUGCUCCAUCGCGGGACUGCGGCCGGGAACCGCGUACCGCAUCGCCGUCACCUCGGCCCGAGAUGGCGCGGUAGGAUACGCGGAGGCCCGAACGGUUCCCGCCGCGGUAUCGGCGCUGUCCGCAGCGUCGCUUCCCGACGGCGCCGGGUUGCGUCUCACCUGGACUUCCCCCGCCGGCGACUGGGACAAGUACAGCGUGCUGCUGCGGAACGGGUCGGCCGUUCUGGCCAACGAAAGCAUCGGCGCUCUGAGUCGGAGCUACGAGUUCCCCGCCGACGUGACGGGUUUAGUGCCGGGUCACGCGUACGGCGCCGAGGUCACGGUGCACAGUGGCGGGCUCGCCGCGACGGCACGCUGCCGAGGACGACUGGCCCCCGGGCCCGUCCGGCAGCUUCGUGUCCAUCACGCCGACGAGUCCUCCGUCCGUGUCCUGUGGCGGCCUCCUUUGGGCGAGUGGGACGGCUUUGCGGCGACGGUCCGGGCGGCCGGGUCCGACUCGACGGCGGCUCGGAACCUCCUCCCCCGCGAGGCCUCGGGGUGCGCCUUCGGCCGCCUCGCUUCAGGGCGUCUGUACACGAUCACGGUGAUAACCAGGAGCGGCGAUCAGAAUAGCUCCUCUUCCGUCGACGUGUGGACCGCGCCGUCUCAGGUCGGCGGACUGCGCCUGUCUAAUUGGGGAAGCACCGAGAGCCUCCUGGCCGAGUGGGAGCGGGCCGGCGGGGGCGCCGACUCGUACGAGGUCCUGCUGGUCCACGAGGGCAGCGUUAUUAAGAACCGGAGCCUGCCGGCGAACGCCACGAGCUGGAGCUUCGGCGACCUGAGGCCCGGCGCCUCUUACAAGGCGGUGGUGACGACGGUCCGAGCGGGACGCCGGUCCAGACAGGCGGUCGCCGAAGGACGCACCGUACCCGCUGCCGUCAGUCAGAUCAGCGUCAGUAACAACGGCCGCACGGAUUUCCUUAGCGUGUCGUGGCGACCGGCUCCGGGGCAGGUGGACAGUUACCUUUUGGCCCUGAGGGACAGAAACAAGAUCCUUCACACGCUGGCGGUCUCCGAAUCCAGUCACCAGUGUUUUUUUAGCUCCUUGGUGUCCGGACGCCUCUACAACAUCACCGUCAGCGCUCGCAGCGGGACCUUCCAGAACGACACCUCCGUACUCGGGAGGACACAACCCUCCAAAGUACAGAACCCUACGGCUACCCACGGCGCCCGAGACGACUCCCUCAAGGUGUAUUGGCGUCCCGCCUCGGGAGACUUUGACCUGUACCGCGUGUCCAUCCGUCACAACGACGCCACGCCACGGAAUCAGACCGUGUCCCGGACCCGCAACGAGUGCGUCUUUGACGGCUUGGUACCGGGUCGACUCUACGCGGUGGUGGUCAGUACCUGGAGCGGCGAGUACGAGGCCGGCGCCUCCACCCACGGCCGCACUCUUCCGGCGGCGGUGCGUUCCUUGCGGGUCGCCCGUCGGACCUCGAGGGAGCUUUUGGUGGCGUGGGAGGCGGCCCCGGGCGACGUGGACCACCACGAGGUGCGGCUGCUCUUCAACGACGCCAAGGUGUUUCCGCCGCUCACGCUGGGCGGCGCCGUGAACGAGUGCCUGGUGACCUCGCUCACGCCCGGACGGCUCUACAAGGUCUUGGUGUCCACCUUCAGCGGACCCGACCAGAGGACGCAGUUCAUCGAAGGGCGCACAAUUCCCAGCAAGGUGGAGAACCUCCAGGUGAGGAACGGCGGAGACGGCAGCAGUUUGACAGUGAGCUGGACGCCCGGCCUCGGUGACGUGGACGGAUUCGCGGUGGUCCUGUACGGACAGAACCGGCAGCUGGACGCGCGCUCCGUUCCCAAACAUCAGAAUCAGGUGUUCUUCGGCUCGCUCCGGCCAGGCCAGCUGUACAGCGUGGAGGUUCAGGCGCUCAGCGGCGACCUUUCUAACAACCAAACGGCCAGCGGACGCACAGUCCCGUCUGCGGUGACGGAGCUUCGGCUGGAGAACCCGCAGGAUUCUGGCGGCCUGCGAGCCAGCUGGCGGGAAGCGGCGGGCGUGCGCGACGGCUACUUUCUGCAACUUCUCGACGAGCGGGGCAGCGUCGUCGCCGAGGCCUCGCUCGCCGCCGAGCUGGCGGGCCACACCUUUGACGGUCUCACCCCGGGAAGGCGCUACGACGUCCUAGUCAAGACAACUAGCGGGGGAGUCCAGAGCGGCGGGGUCAGCGCCCGAGCUCGCACACGUCCGGCGCCCGCCACCCAGCUGUCGCUGAAAAGCAACGACAGCACCAGUCUGUCCCUGCGCUGGUCUCGGCCGACCGGCGACUUAGACUCCUACGACAUCCUAUUGCGCGGCGAUGACGGGGUUCUGCGCGAGCGCCGCCGGGCCGCGUCGUCCGCCCUGGACUGUUCCUUUCGAGGACUCGCGCCCGGUUCUGCGUACCAAGUGGCGGUGGUCACACGCAGCGGACAGAUGACCGAACAGACCAGCAUUUGGGUCAACACGGUUCCGUCCGCCGUCACCUCCCUGCGGGCCGAGAGCGGCCGCGACUGCGACCGGCUGCGGGUGUCGUGGCGACGGGGCGAGGGCGGCGUGACCGGCUACAGGGUGUCGCUGUCCGCCCCCGACGGGUCGCCACGGGCGCAGGAGAGGCUGGGUUCGGAGGCCGUCGAGAUGCUUUUCGGCGGCCUGACGCCGGGCCGGCUUUACCGAGUGGAUGUCCUGAGCCUCAGCGGCGAUCUGGCCAACGGCGCCAGCGUGCACGCCAGGACGGCUCCCAGACCUCCGAGCUCCAUCCUGUUCGGAGGGGUGACCAACACCACGCUGGAGGUCACCUGGACCCCACCGGCGGACUGCGACCUGGACGACUUCGACGUGCGCUGGACGCCGCCCGACCGCGGUUUUGUGGUCAACCCCUACGAGAGCGGCGCGUCCGGCGGCCGGAUCCUGAGAGGCCUCUUCCCCGGGCGCCUCUACAACGUCAGCCUGCGCACCGUCAGCUCCGGCGGCGAGGCUCCGCCCUCCUACAGCCUUCCAGUCUGGCGUAGCGUCCGCACCAAGCCGUCCCCCGUGACGGGCCUCCGCUGCCGCCCUCGGAGCUCCUCGUCCGUCUCCUGCUCCUGGGCGCCCCCGGAAGCCGACUUUGACUCCUACGCUAUCGAGUGCGUGCGUGAGGACACGCGGACGCCGGCGUACUCGAGGCGCGCCGACCGGGGGCGGGCCGAGCACGUCGUGGGCCCGCUGGAGCCUCACAAACGCUACGCCGUGUCGGUCAAAGUCAUGUCGGACGCCAGCGCCAGCGAGGCCGCGCGGGACAGCGUGCUCACCAUGAUCGACCGUCCUCCGGCACCCCAGAGGCGAGUGGACGCCGCGUCGGCGCUGGCGACCGAGUCGUCCAUCUUGUUCCGCUUUAACCGCAGCUGGUUCAGCGACGUCAACGGCGCCGUCAGGUUCUUCAGCGUCGUGGUCACCGAGUCCAAAGGCGAGGACAGCGUUUUGCCGGAGCGGCGCCACCCUCUGCCCUCCUACACCGACUACGCGUCCAACGUGUCCGUCCGGUCCUACCAGACGUCUCUGUUUGCCGCCGAAAGCUGCGGUGACGACAUCACGGUGGGGGCGGGGGCGGAGGCCCUGGGAGGGUCCUGCCGCGACGGGCCGGGCUUCUGCGACGGACCCCUCAAAGCCGGCACCGCUUACAGGCUGAGUGUCCGAGCCUUCACGCGGGCGUUCGACGGCGAAUCUCCGCCUCUGUACGCCGACACCGUCCUGUCUCUGCCCGUGCGAACGGCACCAGAGCCCGUCGCCGCCGGUGUCGCGGAAGGGAUCGCCGCGGCCAUUUUGGCGACGCUGGCCGCAGCGGCGGUGGCGGCGCUGAUCGUCCACAGGCGGAAGGCACGACGCAAAAGUCUGCAGGAGAGCAUGUCGGUCAGCAUGCGCGUGAGGAAAGAGCGAGCUUCGCCCAGAGGGGUCAGAGGGAAACGCCACCACGCAAGCAGCCCCAUCAAGGCGGACGACUUCGAACGCCACUUUGAGAAACUCCGAGCCGACGCCCACUUCCUGCUUUCCGAGCAGUACGAGAGCCUGAAAGACGCGGGACGCGAGCAAACGACCGAGGCGGCGCUUCUGCCGGAGAACCGCGGGAAAAACCGUUACAACAACAUCCUGCCCUACGACGCGACGAGAGUCAAGCUGGCCUACGUGGAUGACGACUUGUGCUCGGACUACAUCAACGCCAGUUACAUUCCCGGCGAGCAUUUCCGCCGUGAGUACAUCGCCACCCAGGGGCCGCUGCCGGGAACUAAGGACGAUUUCUGGAAGAUGGCCUGGGAGCAAAACGUCCACAAUAUCGUCAUGCUCACGCAGUGUGUGGAGAAAGGACGGGUCAAAUGCGACCGCUACUGGCCGGCGGACCAGGAUCCCCUUUACUACGGCGACCUGAUCGUCCAGAUGACGUCUGAGUCGGCACUUCCCGAGUGGACCAUCCGAGAGUUCCGCAUCUGCAGCGAGGACGAUCCUCGGCGGGUGCGUCUGGUCCGUCAUUUCCACUUCACCGUGUGGCCCGAUCACGGCGUUCCCGACAGCACCCGCUCGCUGGUUCACUUUGUCAGAACCGUCAGAGACUUUGUCGCCAGGAGUCCGGCCGGCGGACCCACCGUCGUCCACUGCAGCGCCGGCGUGGGACGCACGGGCACCUUCGUGGCGCUGGACCGGCUCCUGCAACAGUCGGACACGACGGACACGCUGGACAUUUACGGCUGCGUCUGGCAACUGCGCCUGCACCGUUCGCACAUGCUGCAGACUGAGCGUCAGUACGCGUUUCUUCAUCAAUGCAUCAGCGACGUGCUGCGAGCCAGGAACUUGAUUGUGUACCAAAACCUCGGCGCCGGUCAGACGCCUUGUGUGCGACCUUAACAUCCGAAGACGAUCCUGACCUACAGAUGACGUCACGGAAAUGAGACGUCUGCUGGAAGUGUUCUUUGGGAUGUGACACCUCGACGCAGGCAUUUGGAUGGAUGAACGCUCUUUUCUUGAGGAAAACUUUUGUUUUGAGCAAAUCUAUUAGUAUGAAAGCUGUUCGUGCUCGCGCAGUCGAGAGCGCAUUAUUAUGAUGAUGGUUAUCAAUUGAAAGUAUAUUAAAAAACAUAAUCAAACCAAAACAAUAAGUCUCGGUGUUCUUCUUGGAGA
Messenger RNA from Corythoichthys intestinalis (scribbled pipefish), 7482 nucleotides. Its product is annotated as receptor-type tyrosine-protein phosphatase beta-like. The record is from RefSeq and is a predicted model, not a curated record. Gene Ontology annotation, cellular component: signaling receptor complex. Lineage: Eukaryota; Metazoa; Chordata; Actinopteri; Syngnathiformes; Syngnathidae. Gene Ontology annotation, molecular function: protein tyrosine phosphatase activity; cadherin binding. The transcript is spliced from 30 exons. Gene Ontology annotation, biological process: peptidyl-tyrosine dephosphorylation involved in inactivation of protein kinase activity; angiogenesis. Bases 430 to 7209 code for a protein of 2259 amino acids.